AUGGAUUGGGAACCGGAAACACUAACUGUGAGUAUGCCUUUUUAUCUGGAGAUAACUUUACCAAAAGAAAUGAAACGUGGUGAAAUUAUACACAUUCCCAUAAGUGUAUUUAUUCUGGACAGAAAGUAUUUACAAACAGUGGAAGAAAAGUUCACUUCAAUAGAAUGUUAUGAAAUUUCUGUUAAUGUACAAGUGAACAGUAGUGAAUGGUUAAUUGUUAGUACAAGUACCUACUCUGAUUGCUUAUGUUCCGGUGACAAGAAAACUUUUCUAGUGGGAUUAUUACCCCAACGGUUAGGUCAGUUGAAUAUUACUGCUGAAUCAUUGGCCAUUAGGAAAGGUCAAUCAUGCAAGCCUAUUGAACAUAGUGAGACUGACCAGAAUGCUUUAAUAUUUGACUUAAAAACAUUGAAAACAAAAAAACUUCAAUCCAAAGUGUUAACUGAUAAAAUUCGUCGUCAAAUUAAUGUAAUACCUGAAGGUGUUCAACAUGAAACAACCAUCAGUGAUAUUCUAUGCUUAAAUGAACAGGUAACCGAAUCAAAACGUGAAUUUCAGUUCAUUUUACCUAAAGAUUUGAUAAAAGAUUCACUACACAGUUAUAUAGCAUACAGUGAUGAAGUUUUAGGUCCAGCAUUAGUAAAUUUAGAUAACCUUGUCCGCUUACCAACUGGUUGUGGUGAACAGAAUAUGGUAUUAGUGGCGCCAAAUGUCUACAUUCUAGACUAUUUAAAGUCUACGCCAAGCAUUGAUUCAAAUGAGAAUAAAGCAAAAUAUAUACAAACAGCUAAAUCACAUAUUGUAUCCGGUUAUAUACAACAAUUGAAAUAUCGUCGAGAUGAUGGAUCAUUUUCUGCAUUCGGUAAAUCGGAUAAAGAAGGCAGUACAUGGCUGACAGCAUUUGUAUUACGUGUAUUUGCAAAGGCUUAUAAAUUAGAGCCAAGUUUAAGCAUUGAAUGGGGGAAUUUGUUCAAUGAUAGCAUAAAAUUUCUGAUAUCACGUCAAAACAAUGAGACUGGAUGCUUUGAAGAGCAUGGAAAAGUUUUGUAUUCACCAUUACAGGGGAUAACUGGGACAGAUCAAUCAGAAUGGAAGGAUAUACUACUCACCAGUUAUGUUAGUUCAGCUUUAUUUGAAACACGACCAGAAAAUGUUGAUAACAAUCAUGUAAAGUAUACCAGUGAGGUAGAAAAGUCGUAUGAUGCUGCUUUGAAGUGUAUCAGUCAAAAUCUAUUGAGUCAUGACCUACUCGAUGAAGUGCCAACAUCGGUAAUUGUACAAUUAACCCAUAUGUAUACAUUAAUUCAACCAAACUCUGAGCUGACUGUAAACUUACUAAAUCAAGUAAUCAAAAGAAAACAGGUAACCACUGAUCAGUUUGAGACAAAAGCCUAUUGGACUGAAAUGGCUACAAGUGAAUCUAAUUUUACAAUAAGUAAUCCAACAGGUUCUAUUGAUAACAAUCGACCACGUGACUUAGAAUCAACAGCCUAUGCCUUUUUAAGUCUAAAUAAAAUCAAUCAAUCAGUGAAUGAAUUAUUCCCAAUAAUACGUUGGAUAAGUUCUCAACAAAAAUCCAAUGGUGGUUUCUAUUCUACACAAGAUACAGUACUUGGAAUUGAAGCAAUAGCACAAUUCGCUAAGAAAUUAGGUAUAUCCUCUAGUCUACCUGAUCAAAAUAUAUCAUCCAAUGUUCUUAUGAUUUCUAAUUCAAUGGAUAUUGGACAUUUUACAUUGAAUGAUUCAAUUACACCACAGAAAAGACAAGUUAUCAAUCAAUUUGAAUUAUCAAAUUCUCAUCUGAAAACAGACAAUCAAGUAAUCCAUUCCAUUUGGAAGUUAAAAAGUAAUCAAUCACAACGAGAUUGUAUGUUAGUACAAAAUACCUUUAUCUACAAUUUACCAGAGGUAGAAGAUAAUAAGACAAAGUUAAAAUUAUCCUUCAAUAUAAUUCAGCAGACUUCUCCAAUUGACAUAAACUGUAAAUCUGCUAAACUGGUUAUGUGUCUAAGAUUAAAUGCCAGAACAGAUGAAAAGCCAAUCAAUACUGGGAUGUUAUUAAUACGAGUGGCUAUGGUUACAGGUUGGGAGCCAAUCAUUGAAGAAUUGAAUUCACAAUUAGGUAUUGAAGAUGAUUCCUUAAAAAUGAUUACAAUUAAUGAACAAAAUGAAAUUUCUUUAUACUUUAAUGAAUUCUCUGAAGAUGAAGUUAAUACAUUAGGUAGUUGGGAAAAGUUGAAACGAUGUAUCGAUGUACCAUUACAUCAAGUUCAUUAUGUUGAAAAUGUAAAGAAUGCAACAAUUAUCGCAAAUGAAUAUUAUACACCAGAGGAAAGUGUUACAGUCACUUAUAGACUGAAUGAAUGUCGAGAUGCUUGGGAUUUGCCUGAAACGCCUAUCCCAACUGAAAUAUUGCCAGUUACAUCAACUGAAUCAACAAUUAUAACUGACAAUUUCUCAGAAACCACAACAUUUAAAAUGAAAACCCCUUGUCCUGUAUGCAUAGACAAGGUUACUGAUAUUCAAUCACUUGCAGACAGCAUAUUCACUUCAGUGUGUAACUAUUCAAAUGGUUUUUACUUUAUAAAAGUACAAGAGAAUAUAAACAGUAGUAGUAUAAAUGCUACAGUAACACAUAUAUCACAAUCCAGAUAUACUGCAAGUUGGAAUACAACUUUACAAAUGCCUAAUUUUAAUGAAUGUCCUUGUGAAUUGAUUACAACUAACAAAUAUAUAGUAUUAUUCUUUGAUAAGGAUACAUAUAUUGAUCAAGGUGAACCCGUAAUUAACUUGGAAGAGUUGAAUUCCGCUGCAACAUUGAUAUCAAGUGAAGAGUUAUUACCUAGUCUUCAGAUAGCAGAACAGAGAUGGUCUGAAAUUGAAAAGGCAACCCUUAAUGGGACUACAGAUACUAAUUUCUCUUUUAUCUAUGAAUGUAGACGUUUACCAAAGAUGGUAAAGUUUCUAAAAUCAAAGUUUCUCAACUGA
This is a messenger RNA of Heterobilharzia americana, 2988 nucleotides long. The record is from the annotation of a GenBank genome assembly. Lineage: Eukaryota; Metazoa; Platyhelminthes; Trematoda; Strigeidida; Schistosomatidae.